AAGUCUGCCUUCUCCAGAAUAUGCCUUGUCUCCAUGGUAACAGGCAGACCCAGAAAAGCACUGGGCCAAACUCUUCAACGCUUGUCCAACUAACCUGAUCCUGGACUGUACUGAAGAGGAGAUAAACCAAAAUUCAAACGACUAAUGUUUCUUACAAAAAAUGUGACUCCUUGUGGUCAUUUUGCCAAUUCUGCACUUUCAAAGGACCUAAAGCCUUAAAUAGUGCCUGUGUUUUAAGAUGAUUUAAUUUGAGAAAUUUUAAUUUCCAAUCUUCUACUUACAAUGCAGAGGACACUGAAUAUUCUAUAAAUGGUCCUAUAAAACCAAGAGCAACACUUUUUUUUUAAGUUUUUUUUUUUAUGGAUCAUUAUGCAAGGGAUAUUCUCAAUUAAGGGAUCUUAAACUGGGCAGCACCAGUCGUAGCUGGUCCGAAAGGAGUCCUAAACCAGGACAAGGAUGCACCAACUGUUCAGCCGGGUGCUGGGUCAGAGGGAUCUGUCUCGAGCAGGCGAUCUAUUUUCUCUGGAGGACACAGAGAUCAAAGACUGUCUGUCCCAGGCUCUGGACCAGAUCAAGGCCAUCUCCUGUUCACAGGACUAUUUGACCAAUGACAAUGACCAGGCAGUGGUGGAGAUCUGCAUAACACGGAUCACCACAGCCAUAAGGGAGACGGGCUCUAUUGAGGAACACAGCAGGGCGCUGGUGGGGCUUUGGGAGUCGUGCCUGGAACAUAACCUCACCCCACAAGGUGAAAACACAGAGGACACACCCCAUGCCAAGAUAGCCUCGGACAUCACCAGCUGUAUCCUGCAGAACUACAGCUGCCCAUCAGUUAUGGUGCUGGCGGUGCCUGUAGCGGUGCGAUUCCUGCAGAGAGGGAACAAGGAGCUGAGCAGGAACAUGUCCAGUUAUCUCUCUCUGGCUGCUAUAGCGAAGGCUGAUCUGCUGGCUGAGCACACAGAGGCCAUAACACACAGCGUACUGGGAGGUAACCACAUGCUGUUACGAGUGCUUCCCUCAGUCUACCCCAGACAACCAGAUACCAUCCACUGUCACCUAGGAAACCUCACUGCGAUGAUGUCACAGCUGGAGUCCCCAGAGCAGCAACACCUGAUUAGACUGCUUCAACUUGUUGCCGAACAACAUCCACUUAUGUUGAGCCCUCAGGUGCCUGCAUUAGUCAGUUACCUAGAAGACGAAUCCUUUACUGAGGCCCUGCUUGGUGCGCUUGUGGACGUGUCACAGGCCAGCCCUUCCUCACUGGUCAGCUUUUUGCCAACACUAAGGAUUUUGGGACAGCAAUACCCUGCUCUGCUGGGUCAUGUGGCCAAAAUCCAUGGUGCUGUGGGUAUCAUAAGUGAGACUCACGCUCACAGCUCAUUGGUUUACCUGGUGUCCCUACUGGGCAGCAUGGAGCAUAGCAUUCACCACACUCUGCUGCUGGAGAUCCGAGCUCUGACGGACCGAUAUCCUUCUGUACUGGGAGGCUGCGGCAAAGACCUCUACAGGAUGAGCAACUCGUUCACUGCCAUAGCCCGACUGUUGGGGAGGAAACUCGAGGAGAGCACGGACACCCAAUGCAGGGUGGACGAGGUGUGCCUGCUGUCACCCUGUGCAUCUCUUCCAGUGGGAGGAGGAGGGGGAGGAAGGUCAGAGCAGCAUCUGCAGGUGAAGAUCCAAGCCUUCGAGGAGAAAAUGGUGGAGCAGGAUAGGGGAGAGGAGGAGGUUGAUGGAGACUCUCUGCCAGCCCAACGACGCUACAGCCUGAGCCAAGCCGUCAGGGAGGAGAGACGAGAGAUGAGAUUCAACAGGUCAAAGAGCCUGGCCCUUCACGCUGUGCGCUCACGCUCCAUCAACUCUGAUAACGGGGAUGACGGAGAGGGGGUGGAUCAAAGCCCAGAUAACAUCUUCUCCAACACAUUGGUGAAUUUGCCUUUUGAAAACCAGGAAGCCCCCCCCACUGAGAGGAAGCCACUAGAUGAUGGCUCCAUCCCUGUCUCGGCUGCCGUGGACCGAGGGGUCAAAGAGGCUGAGAAAGGUCAAAGCAAAGACAAGGCCAGAGAGAAGGAGGAGCAGGGGGAAGUCGACAGACUCUUCAUCCAUUUGAGAGACAAUAUGGCGACAAUCAGGGAGUUCUGUAAAGACAUGGUGCAGCAGAUCCCAAUACCAGAGCAAUGUGUGAUAGAAGAUUCCAAUCGAGGAUGUGUCGCCAAGCUGUCAUUCUCCUGUCCUCUUAAGGGCCACUACUGUCUGUACACUAAGUCCUGUUUCCACCUGACCAGCCGACAGCCUCAUCUUUGGAUACACAUCAUGCUGCUACAUCUACAGAGUAAGUCCAGUGUCCCUUUGUGCUCCAGGGACGAGUGUGUCCAGAGACUUGUUUCUCUUUGGGAGAAGACGCAGAUUAAAGGAGCUCACAGCUUCCCCAUGGCUAUGAGUCAGCAUACCACCCCACACAGGAAGGACCUGGAUAGUCUCCAGAUUCAGCUUGAGGAGGUCCGUUUCUUUGACCUGUUUGGAUACAGUGAGGAAGAAGGAGGUUGGCUCUGCUUUAUGUGUAACAACCCUGAGAAGGCUACAGUUGUGAACCAGGAGGGACAGCCUUUGAUCGAGGGGAAGCUGAAGGAGAAGCAGGUCCGCUGGAAGUUCAUCAAGCGCUGGAAAACCCGUUACUUCACCCUGGCAGGAAACCAGCUUCUCUUCCGGAGGGGCAAAUCAAAAGAUGAGCUGGAUGACAUACCUAUCGAGCUAAGCAAGGUGCAAAGUGUCAAGGUGGUUGCCAAGAAACGGCGAGAUCGGGGUCUCCCACGGGCCUUUGAGAUCUUCACAGACAGUAAGACAUAUGUGCUGAAAGCUCAGGAUGAGAAACAUGCUGAGGAGUGGCUGCAGUGCAUCAAUGUGGCCGUGGCUCAGGCCAGAGAGAGGGAGAACAGAGAGGCUACUACCUACCUGUGAGAAAAACCUACGAGGACAAAGCUGCACAACCUGUUAACAAAACAUGUCGUUCACAAAUGCAAAAUUCACAUACAAACAUUCACUGAGGAUUUUUUCUGUAGUUUCACACAAAGAAAAAAAAAAACAGUUUCCACUGUCGGUAGCAGAAGAUUAUAUCUGUAUCCUGUGGUAAACAUCGUAAUCAGAGAAAACAAAAACAAUCAGAAAAAAGCUUUAUAUGCAGUAUUUUGUAGACUUUAAUGAACCAGCAAUAAUAAUAUCAAGAGUGAAGGGUGGUAGCUUUUUUUAUAAAUAGUAACUGACUGUUCUUAAUGUUACACUAACUGGUGCAUCUACUAUUAUAAAUGAAUGUUACAGUACUUAAGUGUUAAAGAUUAUAGUGUUACAUGACUGGACUAUACUGUAUGGAAAGUUCAAUUUCCUCUUGUGGAAUCAGGACUCCUCUGUUAGAUUUAACCACUUUAGAAAAAACCAGCAUGUCAUGAUUUUCUGAGUUUGAUGUUUCGUAAUGAUUCCAGAGAGUCCAGAGGAGUAUUUAGCAAUAAAGACUUGAGAAAAUAAAGAAAAGCACCGACCUCAUAAGGACUUGUAGCAAUAAUGACACUGAACAUUUUUUUUUCUCCUUAAAGCAGGAAGUAUGAUGAGGAAUAUAAUGGAUUUAUAUAUUUUUUGAUAUGGACAAAAAUCAUAGGUAAACAAAGACAGAUUUCUUGGCCAGGAGAGGUGACUCACUGGAGUCGUCAUAAGUUGCUGAACAGUCCCAGAGUGAAUCAGUCCUGCAUGAAAGCCAGAUGUAAAACAACUUCAUGACCUUCGUACAGAGCCUGGCUAGCUGUUUCUACCAGUAUUUAUGCUAGGCUACGCUAAGCAGCUGCUGGCUGAUUAUACAGAAUAUAAUUGAUAUUACAGUAACAACAAUGAUUAUUCUACUGAUCCUUUCAGCUAUUUUAUCAACUAAUUCAAUAUCAAAAGUACUUAGGGAACAUGUACAUAGUCAAUCCAGCAGUUAAAGAAACCCAUCUUAUCUUUACUUUUAAUUGAAACUACUCUUUACUUCUCUGGAGUAAAGUAAGAAUCAGAAACCUUUCAUCCAACAUAUACAAGCACCAUGUUUAAAAAAACCAUUUUGACUACAUUUCUGUGUUCCUCUCUUGUACAUAAGUGGCUUAUAAAGCAAGCCCCCUAAGAGUGAGUGCUGUGGUCAGAUUUCUGGUCUUUUGCAAUGUCAGUUGUGUAUGGACUGAGCCUUUCUUGGCUUUCCCAAACAAGAAAUGUUUAAAAUGAACAAUUUACUUCAUAAUACUCAAGGAGAGGACACAAAUCAGAUGUUGCUUGGUAAGAGUGAGACUCCGUUGGACCGCAGAUUUGUAAGAAAACAUCAAACUUAAUAAGGGUUCUCUCAAAAAUUCAGAGAAAUGUCUGUUUAAACAUCAAGAGAAACUGUGAUUGAAUGAAGUUAAUGCUGUUGCUCUGUUUUUUUCCCACAUUUUAAUGGACUGAGACUGUUUCUGUAUUUUUAACUUUUACCUUUCCACCUGGAAAAAACGUCAGCCUGUGGCAGUACAGCCUGAAUGUGGAGCACAUGAACUCCCUUUUGUUCCUCACUUACAUGGAGGAAGAUGACAAACAUGUCUUGCUCUAGUUAAGCUCUGAGCUGCCUGCACCAGACAAUUUCACAGUCGACUGUGGCAAAUCAAUUAUUCUGCAAGUCGGAUUCUGAUCUUUCUCUGGAUCCACAUCUGAGGUGUGUGUCUGCCCACAGGUGAACAUAUUGCUUCGGUAAUGCUUUUGGUUUUUUGGUAAGACAUUAAGUGCGUUGAAUAUUUUCAAAAUGCCUAUGGUAGUUUUAAUUUUAACUUGUGUGACAGACAAGCACCGCUUCUUUGGUCUUAAAUUGUCCUAAAGCCUAGAUCCUGUUAGCUUUGAACAUACAAUCAUAACACUGCCUUUCCCACCGGGUCAGGUUACCAGUCUGGACCUUCUGCUGUCUGCACACUGAUCCACACAUCAAUGUGCUUACACAUAAGAUUAUUUACAUCAUGCCUCUCCUUCACAUUUUCCUGCCUUUUUUUCGAUUAAUUGCCCACAUACACAGAUGGCUAUGCCAUCAGAGGGAUUAACUGCUUAAUCUGCAAUACAUUUUUUUAAUUCAAAUAUGUAACAUCAUUAGUCUGAAUAGUGUCAUGGCUGUAGGGUUGGCGAGGGUCAUUUGUCCUAUGGUUGUUCCACUCAUUUUUAACCACUCAACAACUUUUUGAGUGUUUCCGAUUGUGUCACCAUUCACACUCUUGUUUCUCUUGGACACAUUAAGACAAUGAUCUCACACAACUUAGUGUGCGAUUGUUUUUGUUUUACUGAGAAUCAUCCUGUCUUUGUUGUUUUAUUUGUGCUCUUUUUUUUUUGUAUCUGGACAUCAUUGUAAAUGAGGGAAACCUCAAUGAUUUUCAAGGCUUGAAUAUAGAUUUGAAAUGUAAUGAACUCCUGGAUGGUAUGAAGCAAACCCUAGCACCCUAGAAUGUAUAGCUGACUAAUAGAGAGAAAUGUAUUUGUGCUGAACAAACCACACACACACACACACACACACACACACACACACACACACACACACACACACACACACACACACACACACACACACACACACACAUUACUUGACCUGUCAGCUAGUAAACAAACAUUGCAACCACUGCCAUCCUUAAGUGAAGUUUAAAAUACUCUCUUCUCCAUGUUCCAAAGGUACUAAUGCACCAGCUCUAACUUUCCAGUAUUGCAGUGUUGAUUUCUUGGUGUAUAAGGUGAAUGUCUGAUCAUAUUGUUGGCCUAAGCUGUCUACGAGUUACAAUGUGAACACUCUUUGUCGUCACGCUGCCAUGUUGGCCUGGUUUCAAACCUUCCAGAGCCAAAAUCAACAAAAGAGGGUCUUUCUGUCUAUCUACCUAUCUAUCUCUCUAUCUCUCUAUCUACCUAUCUAUCUAUAUUUAUCUGUCUGUCUGUCUGU
Molecule: messenger RNA, 5953 nt
Organism: Labrus bergylta (ballan wrasse)
Lineage: Eukaryota; Metazoa; Chordata; Actinopteri; Labriformes; Labridae
Gene: veph1
Product: ventricular zone expressed PH domain-containing 1
Biological process (GO): regulation of signal transduction
Cellular component (GO): plasma membrane
Molecular function (GO): phosphatidylinositol-5-phosphate binding
Source: RefSeq, a predicted model, not a curated record